GAGAUGAUGAAACCAUUCGUAGUUAAGCGGAAUUUCUCUUAUCUGUCCCUAUCAAGCCCAUCCUACGAGGAAUGUUAAAAUUCGUACGGCGAAUAUCCAUGAAAUAUACUCACGAAAGAUGAAGCCACAAGGAGCAGUCAUGGAAGAGUGGGAGAAAUAUUUUGCUGAAACGCCAGCUCCUCGUUGCUACGACUUGGCUCGUGCUCAACUAGAAGGCUUUUGCCAGCAACAUGUCGGCAAGACCCCUAUAGCUCUCGUUACCUCAGGUGGCACAACUGUUCCGCUGGAGAGGAACACUGUUAGGUUUGUAGAUAAUUUUAGUGCUGGGACACGUGGGGCAGCCUCCACGGAAUAUUUCUUGUCACAAGGGUAUGCUGUCAUCUUUAUUCACCGUGAGAAGUCGGUGACUCCUUUCCUGAGGCACCUCGACCCAAGCUUCCUCCUAGAUGCACUGCAAGAGGGACCUGGAUGUCUGCAGUUGUCGGCCACACACUCAGCUAAUGUACGCCCCAUCUGGCUCAACUACCAACGGGUAAAGAGUGAAGGACGGAUCUUGUGGUUAACAUUCACCACGCUUUCUGACUAUCUGUGGCUCUUGCGUGCGGCCACGCAAUGUCUGCAGCAGCGAGCACCUAAGGCCUUACUGUAUUUGGCUGCGGCUGUGUCCGAUUUUUACAUUCCUCAAGACAAGAUCUCCGAGCACAAGAUCCACACAUCAAGUGGCCCACUGACCGUCACCCUCCAGCUGGUGCCCAAGAUGCUGAGCCCCUUAGUGUCCAUUUGGGGGCCAGAGCUCUUUGUGGUGUCCUUCAAGUUGGAGACGGAUGAGAAGAAGUUGAUCGAGAAGGCCACGGAGGCUCUGCAGAAGUACAAGCACGACCUGGUCAUUGGCAACCUCCUACAGACGCGACGGGAGGAAGUUACCUUCGUCACGGAGAAGGAGAGCAGCCUGCUGAGACUGACUGAGCACCAGAAGGCAGAGAAAAUUGAGAUUGAGAAGCUCAUCGUUGACGAGGUGGUCAGUAGGCAUAAAAAUUUUAUCAAGUACUAGGAUUGUAGGUUCAAUAUUUUAGCAAUGGAAUUACAUAUGUAUAUUUAGAGUUACUUAGUAAGCAGGUGUCUUCAUCAGAGAAGGAAGCAAAGACAGUAAGGGUAUUGCUUGUGAUAUUUUUUAUGUAAAAUGUUAUGAAUCCACAAAUGUGAUCUAAUCAAAUUAUUAUUAUUAUUAUCAUUAUUAUUAUUACUAUUGUAAUUAAAUGUACAUUAUUAUUUUAAUAUUACUUUUA
Molecule: messenger RNA, 1286 nt
Organism: Penaeus chinensis
Lineage: Eukaryota; Metazoa; Arthropoda; Malacostraca; Decapoda; Penaeidae
Gene: Ppcs
Exons: 5
Coding region: 119-1051 (310 amino acids)
Biological process (GO): coenzyme A biosynthetic process
Cellular component (GO): cytoplasm; nucleus
Molecular function (GO): phosphopantothenate--cysteine ligase activity
Source: RefSeq, a predicted model, not a curated record